GUCCGGUGUAUACUGUAGUGCAAUCAUAUCAUGCCGCGUCAAGGGAAGGACUUGUCCGCUAGAGAAGGAAGCAUGGGGAAAGUGCGCAGUAGGUGGGGACCGCUGGAGGAGAAGUACUUCCCCUGACGCGGCACGAUGAUGCAUCACAGUGUACAACGGGCAUUAGAUACACAAGUGUCGAAAGUGCAAACAACGUGAACAAACAUCUGUAUCGUCGUUCUUUUUCACAAAAGAACAAACCUUAGGUGUUUUUGGAUACAUAUAUUUUAAUCACGAGUAGUUGGUUACGAUACGUUCGAGCCAAAGGUAUCAAAAUCGGAGAAUGUUGUUGCUGUCUUUUCGCAUAUUUUGUUUCAGUACGAUUUUUACAAAAUCUAUAUCAACUACAAUCAUUUUGUACAUAGUCAACUGUUUAAGAGAUUUGAGAAAGUUGAGACAAGUGGCAAUGUGAAUCAAAAAAGUUAUCUAACACGUUGAGUUUAAUUAAUGCACAAAGAUGGCUGAUGAAAAAUCUGUGGUGCAAGAAUUUAAAUUGGAUUCGGAUUGCGAAUUGAGAUUUGAAGUGGAAAGCAAGAACGAAAAAGUUACAUUAGAGCUGAAGAAUGGUCUGGCUGAAGUCUUUGGCACAGAAUUAGUGAAAGGUAAAAAAUAUGAAUUUAGUGCUGGUGCAAAAGUUGCAGUUUUUACAUGGCAAGGCUGCACCGUUGAACUAGUUGGCAAGACAGAUGUCAGCUAUGUGGCGAAGGAAACACCUAUGGGUCUGUAUUUGAAUUGCCAUGCAGCUAUGGAACGAAUGAGGGAGACUGCUGAAAAAGAUGAUACCAGGGGUCCUAUCACAAUGGUUGUUGGUCCCUGUGAUGUAGGAAAGUCUACACUUUGUAGAAUACUGCUGAAUUAUGCUGUCAGAAUGGGCAGGAGACCAAUUUUCGUCGAUCUUGAUGUGGGCCAAGGACAUAUAGCAAUCCCAGGUACAGUAGGUGCUCUUUUGGUAGAACGGCCAUCAAAUAUAGUAGAAGGAUUCAGCCAACAAGCUCCACUGGUCUUUCAUUUUGGACACAAGACUCCACAGGCUAAUGUAGCAUUGUACAAUUUACUUGUCACCCGCUUGGCAGAAGUUUGUUCAGAUCGGCUACAAGCUAAUAAGAAAGCCCGUGCAUCAGGAAUUGUAAUAAACACCUGUGGAUGGGUAAAAGGAGAUGGAUAUAAACUGCUCACACAUGCAGCACAGGCAUUUGAGGUGGACGCGAUUCUAGUAUUGGACCAAGAGAGACUCUACAACGAACUGGUGAGAGACAUGCCAGAUUUUGUGAAGGUGGUCUUCUUGCCAAAGAGUGGUGGCGUUGUUGAAAGAAGUCAAGCCCAAAGAACAGAAGCAAGAGACCAAGGAGUGAGGGAGUACUUUUAUGGCUCUCGGACUCCAUUGUAUCCACACAGUUUUGAAGUUAAGUGGAGUGAAGCCAGACUCUAUAAAAUAGGAGCACCAGUUUUACCUGCAUCUUGCAUGCCAUUAGGUAUGAAGGCAGAAGAUAAUCUGACAAAAUUGGUAGCAGUCACCCCAGGACCUAGUUUAUUACAUCAUUUGCUAUCUGUUUCUUUUGCUGACUCUCCUGAAGAUGAUGUGGUGCAAACCAAUGUAGCUGGAUUUGUCUGUGUAACCAACGUCGAUGUUGAGAGACAGACAUUCACAGUGCUCAGCCCACAACCUAGACCAUUACCAAACACAGUACUGCUGUUGUCGGAUAUACAAUUCAUGGAUAGCCAUUAAUUCUAUAGUAUGAUAAAA
Messenger RNA from Harpegnathos saltator (Jerdon's jumping ant), 1783 nucleotides. It is a transcript of the gene cbc, whose product is annotated as protein CLP1 homolog. Gene Ontology annotation, molecular function: polynucleotide 5'-hydroxyl-kinase activity. Bases 497 to 1765 code for a protein of 422 amino acids. Gene Ontology annotation, cellular component: nucleus; mRNA cleavage factor complex. The record is from RefSeq and is a predicted model, not a curated record. Gene Ontology annotation, biological process: tRNA splicing, via endonucleolytic cleavage and ligation; mRNA 3'-end processing. NCBI's taxonomy places the organism in Eukaryota, Metazoa, Arthropoda, Insecta, Hymenoptera, Formicidae. The transcript is spliced from 5 exons.